This is a messenger RNA of Vicia villosa (hairy vetch), 672 nucleotides long. RefSeq lists its product as uncharacterized. NCBI's taxonomy places the organism in Eukaryota, Viridiplantae, Streptophyta, Magnoliopsida, Fabales, Fabaceae. Bases 1 to 672 code for a protein of 223 amino acids. The transcript has a single exon. The record is from RefSeq and is a predicted model, not a curated record.
AUGGCGGCACAACCAGCAGGUGCAGCCAAAUCCAUUACACCAAAAAGAAGAAAAAUGGCGGCACCAGCAGCAGCAAAAAGCCCUAAGAAACCAAGAAUAACAGAAAAAGCUGCAACAUGUUCAUGUUUACCGGAUGAAUUAUGGGAAAAAAUCUUCAAAUCUCUCAACUGCAACCACCAGUUUCUCUCCGUCGUCUCCAAACAGUUUCUCUCUAUCACCAACUGUCUCCGAUCCUCUCUCACAAUCACCGAUGAAACCAUCCCUUACCUUCCUCGACUCUUUCACCGGUUUCCUAACCUCACAUCCGUAGACCUCACUCGCUUAUCCCAAGCACGUGACCUCGGCGCCAUUCUUACACAAAUCUCCACCUUCUCCUUCGAUCUGCGUUCAUUGUCAUGCAACAGCUUCGCUGCAAAUGGAUUUCUAGCUUUGUCCAAAACGAUGAAAAAUUUGACCUCUUUCUCGUUUACUCCUUUGUUUCCGUCCACUCGAAGAAUGGGUAAUAUCAAGAAGAAUGACUUUUUAUUCAUUUUUCAUUGUUUCCCUUUACUUGAUAAUCUCACUCUCACUUUUUAUCCCGAUGAACCUAGUGAUCAAAUCCUAAAGUUUGAGUUGUUUCGGUCACGAAUUGAUGGCAGUUUUUCAUGGAAAUAUGAAAUAACAAUUUUAUGA